Xenia sp. Carnegie-2017 is the source of this 1658-nucleotide messenger RNA. RefSeq lists its product as uncharacterized. NCBI's taxonomy places the organism in Eukaryota, Metazoa, Cnidaria, Anthozoa, Malacalcyonacea, Xeniidae. The record is from RefSeq and is a predicted model, not a curated record. The coding region runs from base 241 to 1068 and encodes 275 amino acids. The transcript is spliced from 5 exons.
AAUAACCUAAAGAGUAUUCAUCCUUCUGCUGCACCAUUAUUUGUCAAAAGGAAAUGGUUAACCCAACAAAAUAAAGUGCGGUUCACCAUGCAGUGAAAAACAAGUCUUGCAUCAUUAUAAAUAUAAAAAACGCAAACACCAUAAAUCAUUUACAAGUGUUCAAAAGUCAACGAACAGUUGCUUACAUCGAAAAGAAAGACGAUUUGCAAAAAACGAUCAACCAAUUUUUCUGCAAGCAAAAUGGAUCGGUAUUUUUUAAGAAGUAAAAAGGAAGUUUAUGUUAUUGUUUUAACACUGUGCCAGCUCUGUGCAGCAGCAGCAAAGAAAACGUGUGAACCUCAGGAAGAUGUUGUGUCCAUAUACAGUGACAAAUUUGACGAAGCCCCCCCUCAAGGCUUCGGACCAUAUUUCAUCAAAAUACACCGCUGUGCAGAAUAUUCACAAACUCACUAUCCGUCGAAACCAGUGAGAUGGCAAAAGAUAGGCAUCGUACUGAGAGAUUCACUGACGUUUAAAUAUUACGAAUACAUUUUACAUAAUCACACCAAGUGUAAAUGCUCCACCAAUUUAACAGUCUUUCAAUACAACAGAGAAAGGCGUGUAGUUAACGAAGCCUACUUCAAAGAAAACGAAAAAAACAACCCGGCAAGAAUUGAAGGAUGCAGUCAACCUCAACCGCGUUUCAAAAUCAGUAAAAGCGGAUGGUUUCCAAGAUACAUUCGUUACAAACAAUGCCUACCCUACGACUGUGCUCCUACGAAACAACAGAUAUUAAAAAUGAACUUCAAAGCAAUGACUACCCAAGAUAAGACGCUUAAUGUUACAUCUGAUGUAUCGUGUUCGUAUGUAAUGGAACUAAAUCACAAUACACAUGAAAAAGACAAAUUCUUCAUCAUUGGCUCAACAAAAACGACGCUAGCGUUAAUACUAAUUGUUUGUGUUUUCUUUAUUAUGAUGGCCUAUCUAACAUUCUGCAUUCGGAAGAAGAGAUAUUGUUUUGCUUCAAAAGGAUCUACAAAUCAUGAUGUCAAAUCAGACCAUAACAAUAUUGCAGAGACAUUUGUAUGAAACUACGAACUGUUGGAUAAUACUUCGAGACGAAUACGAAGAACUUCAAAACAAGCACAGUAACACAUCGUCAAGGAGUAAAAACAGCAAGAUGAAAUGACAACAAAGCAUGCAAAGCAAGACUUCUGAGGAAGAUUUUUUGUCAGUGAUUGUCUUCACAGUCCGCCAACGCAUUACAUUUGUCACUGAACAGUAAUGGCUUGAUAUACGUUGCAGGACUACUAUAUCUAAUGCUCCGUUUUCCAGAAAUUUGUUGCGCCUUAACGUUCAAAACCAUCGAACACAUACCAAGUCAGUAUACGCAUACCCUACAUACAUACAUGAUUUACGUUUAUAUUAACAUUUCUGAGUUAAUGGCGGAUCUAGAUUUUUAAAAUGUUAUUCUUUAACAAUUAGCAUGGUUGUGAAAGUAUUUUGAAUUUAAAAUUUAGCUGCUGUAAUACAUUUUAGUAACGCUGGAUCCGUCAUUGUUUCCGAAAACAUGACAUUCACAAGGAUAUGAUCAAAUAAUUUUUUACUUUGUUCGUGUUUUGUAUUUUUUUACACAAUUUAAGGUUAGUUAAUAAAGAUUCUAUUUGUAUUUGAAAAAA